Molecule: messenger RNA, 3937 nt
Organism: Cannabis sativa
Lineage: Eukaryota; Viridiplantae; Streptophyta; Magnoliopsida; Rosales; Cannabaceae
Product: leucine-rich repeat receptor-like tyrosine-protein kinase PXC3
Exons: 2
Coding region: 1027-3696 (889 amino acids)
Biological process (GO): protein phosphorylation
Molecular function (GO): protein kinase activity; ATP binding; protein binding
Source: RefSeq, a predicted model, not a curated record
UAUGAAGUAUCAGAUCCCAUAAUGCUUUACUACUUAACACUACACUACACUACAGUCUCUAAUGGCCUCUGUGUAUAGUGCUGCAUUCACUCAUGACUGCCCAUUUCUCGUGAAGCUUAUUACCUCACAAAGAAAGGAAUUUUCUUUCUCACCCUCUUAACUAUCAGACCCACAAAUCUCUCUCUCUCUCUCUCUCUCUCUCUCUCUCUCUCUCUCUCUCUUUGAGACAGAAGGGAAAAAAAAACACCUGGUCCGUGAUAUCUGUACCCCAAAAACAGUAUACACCUGUUUUAUAUUUAUUCUUCUUCUUCUUCUUUUUCUAUUUCAUUCAUAGAAGAAAGUCUUUUGCUUUCUUGACCCUCAAAGUAAUUUUUUUUUUCUUUUUCUCUUGUUUGGUUCUGUAAUUAAUCAUGUUUAGUUGAUAAGAAAGAUAUGGGCAUUUUCCAAACACAACCCAUGUUCUAUAAUCUAUAAUGCAACUCCUUUUUGCUACCCUUUUGUUUGCUUCUUCUUGUUUUGGACCUUUCUCACUCUCACUUUCUCUGAUAUGUGUAUCUGGGUUUCCUUAUAAACCAUUGAUUUGCUAAAAACCUCUGGGGUUUGGGGGGUUUAAAGUUCCAUUUUUUAUUUUUAAUUUUUGCCCUUUUUUCUUAUUCAAGAAAAGUUCAAAACUUUCUUUGGUGUUUUAGAUUUUGUGGGCAUUUCUAUUUUAGCCACUUAAAUAAUUUUUUUAAUGACAGAAUGGUAAAGGUGGCGUUUUUUUUUUCUUUUUAGCUUAAGGUUUUUCUUUUACUGUUCUGGAAACUUGAAGCUGAGGUGGGAAGCAGUGAAGAGAGAAAAUUUGUCUUCUUGAGAGUUGAGAGUUUUGGAGGGUGGCAUUGAAGGGUUUUUCUUCUUCUUCUUCUUCUUCUUCUUCUUCUUUUGGCUCUUUGAUCAUUGGAGUUUUGGGUUUGGUUCUGAAAUUGAUUUUGUUUCCUAAAACAGAAGCUUUUCCAGCAGUAGAAGGCAAAGCCAAGCCAACAAAAAAUGGAAAAAUUGUUAUGGCUAUGUCUUCUGCUAGUUGGGUUUUUGUCAAAAUCACAUUUUGUUGGUGCUCAACUUCAAGAUCAAACUACAUUGUCAGCCAUUAACAAAGAGCUUUCAGUGCCUGGAUGGGGUAACAAAAGCUCAGAUUACUGCUCUUGGCCUGGUAUUACAUGCGGUUACAACCAUUCAAUGGUCAUAAAGCUUGAUCUUUCUCAUCAUGAACUCAGAGGUAAUGUCAGUCUAAUUUCUGAGCUCAAAGGUUUGAAGUGGCUUGACCUUUCUUACAAUAAUUUCCAUGGUUCAAUUCCUUCAACUUUUGGGAACUUGUCUGAGCUUGAGUUUCUUGAUUUGUAUCUUAAUAAAUUUGAGGGGUCUAUUCCCCCAGAGUUGGGUAACCUCAGAAACCUUAGAACAUUAAACCUCUCCAAUAACUUGCUUGUAGGAGAAAUACCAGAUGAACUUAAGGGGCUAAAGAGAUUGAAAGAUUUUCAUAUCUCUAGCAAUAGAUUGAGUGGUUAUAUUCCAUUUUGGGUGGGAAAUUUGACCAACCUGAGAGUUUUUACAGCUUAUGAGAAUAACUUAGGUGGUAAAAUUCCAGAUAAUCUUGGCUCAAUUUCUGAGCUGCAAUUGCUGAAUCUGCAUUCUAAUAAGCUUGAAGGUCCUAUACCGAAGAGCAUUUUCGGUUUAGGGAAGCUUCAAGUUUUGAUUCUAACUCAGAAUAAUUUGAGUGGUGAAAUUCCUGAAGAUAUUGGGAACUGCACAGGUCUUUCUAGUAUAAGAAUUGGAAACAAUGGCUUCACAGGUACCAUUCCUAGAGGAGUUGGAAACAUUAGUAGCCUUACUUACUUUGAAGCAAAUGAUAAUAAUCUCUCUGGUGAGAUUGUUUCUGAGUUUGCUCAUUGCUCUAAUUUGACCCUCUUAAAUUUAGCCUCGAACGGUUUUACUGGAACGAUUCCACCCGAGCUUGGAAAGCUUAUGAAUCUUCAGGAAUUGAUUCUCUCUGGAAAUAGUCUGUUUGGAGACAUACCCGAGUCGAUUCUCGGGUGCAAAAAUCUGAAUAAGCUGGAUCUAAGCAAUAACAGAAUCAAUGGUACCAUACCAGUGGAUAUCUGUAACAUGUCUAGAUUACAGUACUUGCUAUUGGGUCAGAAUUCGAUUAGAGGAGAGAUUCCUCAUCAAAUCGGAAGCUGUGGUAAACUGCUUGAGUUGCAAAUGGGCAGAAACUAUCUUACUGGCACUAUCCCAUCUGAGAUUGGUCACAUUAAGAAUUUGCAGAUAGCUUUAAAUUUGAGCUUUAAUCAUCUGCAUGGGGCACUUCCAGCUGAGUUAGGAAAACUUGACAAGCUGGUUUCUCUUGAUGUCUCUAAUAAUCAGCUCUCUGGUAACAUCCCAUCUGCAUUGAAAGGUAUGUUGAGCUUGAUUGAAGUUAAUUUCUCAAAUAAUCUGUUCAAUGGACCAGUGCCAGUUUUUGUUCCAUUUCAAAAGAGUCCAAAUUCAAGUUUUGUUGGGAAUAAAGGACUCUGUGGAGAGCCAUUGGAUUCUUUAUGUGGGAAUGCUGAUAGCCUUGAUCAACAGAGCCAUCACAAGGUCUCCUACAGGAUCAUCUUAGCUGUUAUUGGCUCGGGUUUGACUGUUUUUCUAUCUGUUACCAUAGUUGUUCUCCUAUUUAUGAUGAGAGAAAAACAAGAGAGACAAGCCAAAGCUGCUGCAGGUAUUGAAGAAGAAGUGGUAAAUAACCGACCGACGAUAAUAGCUGGAAACGUUUUUGUUGAUAAUCUAAGACAAGCAAUCGAUCUCGAGGCUGUUGUUAAGGCAACUAUGAAGGAUUCAAACAAGCUCAUCAGUGGAACUUUCAGCACUGUCUACAAGGCAGUUAUGCCAUCAGGGCUGAUUCUAGCUGUUAAAAGACUCAAAUCCAUGGACAGGACAAUCAUUCAUCACCAACAUAAGAUGAUCAAAGAGCUCGAAAGACUGAGCAAACUCUGUCAUGACAACUUGGAAAGGCCCAUUGGAUUUGUUAUUUAUGAAGAUGUUGCUCUUCUACUGCAUCAGUACUUACCGAAUGGCACAUUGGCACAGCUUCUUCAUGAAACCGCUAAGCAACCUGAUUAUGAACCCGAUUGGCCUACAAGACUCUCUAUCGCGAUUGGAGUGGCAGAAGGAUUGGCUUUUCUCCAUCACGUGGCUAUUAUCCAUCUCGACAUUUCGUCUGUGAAUGUUUUUCUAGAUGCCAACUUCAGGCCUUUGGUUGGGGAGAUCGAGAUAUCUAAGCUCUUAGAUCCAUCCCGAGGCACUGCAAGUAUUAGUGCAGUUGCAGGCUCCUUUGGCUAUAUUCCUCCAGAAUAUGCAUACACUAUGCAAGUUACAGCCCCAGGAAAUGUUUACAGCUAUGGUGUUGUCUUGCUCGAGAUUCUCACCACUCGAUUACCAGUUGACGAUGCAUUUGGUGAAGGAGUAGACUUAGUGAAGUGGGUUCAGACCGCUCCUGCAAGAGGCGAAACUCCAGAGCAGAUACUCGACGCCAAACUCAGCACGGUCUCAUUUGGGUGGAGGAAAGAAAUGCUUGCAGCUCUCAAAGUUGCAUUGCUAUGCACUGAUAGCACAUCAGCCAAGCGACCGAAAAUGAAGCAGGUAGUCGAAAUGCUUCAAGAAAUUAAACAAAACUCAUAAGUGAAUUUCGGGCUAAACUUUUCCGAGUAGAAUCUGAUUAGAUGAGAGUGUUUACUUUCUUGGAUAGCUAGUCAGCUUGUAACUAUAUUUGAAAACUGGGAAAAGGGUUAGUUGGUGAGUUAAUAUUCCAAGGAGAGGUCUGAUGAACAAUCAAUCUUUUGUAUUUUCCAAUGUGGAGAUGUAUGUUUACAUAUUAUUUUAAGCUUAAUUUUAUAAAUGAAAGGUAAAAUCUUAUACAACA